This is a messenger RNA of Ictalurus furcatus (blue catfish), 6131 nucleotides long. It is a transcript of the gene map3k5, whose product is annotated as mitogen-activated protein kinase kinase kinase 5. Gene Ontology annotation, biological process: protein phosphorylation; cellular response to stress; MAPK cascade. The record is from RefSeq and is a predicted model, not a curated record. Gene Ontology annotation, molecular function: MAP kinase kinase kinase activity; ATP binding. NCBI's taxonomy places the organism in Eukaryota, Metazoa, Chordata, Actinopteri, Siluriformes, Ictaluridae. The transcript has 30 exons. Bases 715 to 4863 code for a protein of 1382 amino acids.
CAGAGUAUUGUGAGUAAGACAAGUGGAGCACUAUUUUGGCCGUUGGACCUGUUCCCUACAUGGUCACGUCACCGCCCAGCCCUCAGACUCCGCCCCCUCGUGUGUGUGUGUGUGUGUUUGACUGUGUGAGAUAACAGUAGAAAUAGGGCAGGGUCCAACGCAGACCGAUCAGACGUCGGGGAACGGUUUCACAACUUGUUGUUGUUUUUCAUGCCGGAUGACUUCAUCCAUUCAGUGACUGAUAGACGCGGUUACAAGUUGAGCGUGUUUGUUUGUUUGUUUGUUUGAAGAAGAAAAAAACCGGAAGAUAUUUUCUUCCUCUAGUUCUUUCGUUAUUAACGCAGAGGACCGCGGGGGGAGUUUCACACAGCAUUCGCGUGAAGUUUUGGGAAACUAUGCGACCGCGUCGUGGGAAAGCGUGCGCGUGAAAUGUUCCGGAUCGUCCGCACCUCAGCGCGCGACUCAGCGUUUGGGUCGUGACUUCCAGCGCGCGGCUGCCCACAACAGCGCGUGCUCAUAAUUGAUAUAUAUAUAUAUAUAUAUAUAUAUAUAUAUAUUCCCUGCACUUUAUUUUUCCAAAACACAUCCGAAAAUGAGCUAAAAAAAACAUGAUUAUGCAAAACGGAGGAUGUCGGAGCGCGAGUGUUGGAAGACUUUAAAGCACGCCGGUCUGCACGCGGGGAUCGGGAUUUUAAAAAAAAGUGUAGGGUGAAGAUGAUGAACUCGGAUCGGGAGAGUCUGUGUGUCCCGGCGCCGGGAUGCGUGGACGGUGCGCGCCGAGGAAGCGCCUCGUGCCUUCACGCGGACGGUGAGCCGUGCGGGUUUUUCAGCGACACCGCCUCGAUCCCCGCGGCCGGAGAGUUCUGGAACGUGCCCGCGGCGGUGAGCGGCGCCAGCGCGGGGAGUGUGAGCUGCGUGGACGGAGGGAGUAACGGCGGCGGCGGCGGCUGUGUCGGUGGACCGUCGAGCGCGAGCGCGUGCAAGAGCCGAGCCGCGAGUGUCGCGUACGUGCUGAACUCGGAGUCGGGCCCGGCGGAGAGCGCGGCCCUGCAGUGCCUGAAGGAUGCGUGCGACGCUGCGGGAUGCCGGAUGGAAGUGGUCCACUUCGGCAAACUGGACUUCGGAGAGAUGGCCGUGCUCGACCAGUUCUACAACGCAGAUAUAGCUGUGGUGGAAAUGACGGACGCUUUCCGACAGCCGUCGCUCUUCUAUCACCUGGGAGUGAGGGAGAGCUUCAGCAUGGCCAACAACAUCAUCCUGUACUGUGACUCCAACUCAGACUCAUUGCAGAACCUCCAGGAGGUUGUGUGCCAGAAAAACACUUCAUGUGCGGCGAACUACCUGUUUAUCCCGUACAUAGUGACUCCUCAGAAUAAGGUGUACUGCUGUGAGAGCAGCCUCAUGAAAGGCCUCAGUGAGCUGAUGCAGCCCGGUUUUGAGGCUCUGCUCGGUCCCAUCUGCCUGCCUCUGGUGGAUCGCUUGACCCAGCUUCUCACCAGCACACAGACCAGCUCCUGCCAGUACUUCCGGGAAACCAUUCUGAACGACAUCCGCAAAGCGCGGGAGCUGUACACGGGGGUGGAGCUCGCAGCAGAGUUGGGCCGGAUCCAGCAGCGACUGGACAACGUGGAGUGCCUGUCAGCCGACAUCGUGAUCAACCUGCUCUUAUCAUACAGAGACAUACAGGAUUAUGAAUCCAUUGUGAAGCUGGUUGAGACUCUAGAAAAACUUCCAACAUUUGACCCCAUUGCCAACCCUCAUGUGAAAUUCCACUAUGCCUUCGCUCUAAACAGGAGGAACCAGCCUGGGGACAGACAGCGAGCUCUGGACAUCAUGCUGCCGCUGGUGGAGUCUGAAGAGCAGGUGGCCUCGGACAUUUACUGCUUGGUAGGACGCAUCUAUAAAGACAUGUUUCAGGACUCGCACUUCACCGACACUCAGAGCCGAGACAGCAGCAUACAAUGGUUCAGGAGAGGGUUUGAAUCGGAGCCCACGCUGCACUCGGGUAUAAACUACGCUGUGCUUUUGCUGGCCGCUGGUCACCAGUUUGACUCUUCCUUCGAGCUCCGUAAAGUGGGUGUAAAGUUGAGCAGUCUCCUGGGAAAGAAAGGCAGUCUGGAUAAGCUACAGAGUUACUGGGAUGUGGGCUUUUUCCUGGGUGCGAGCAUUCUAGCCUGCGACAACACCCGUGUUUUACAAGCAUCUGAGAAGCUCUUCAAACUUAAAGCUCCCGUCUGGUACCUCUGCUCGCUGGUUGAGACCAUUCUAAUCUAUCAGCACUUUAAGAAGCCUUCGACUGACCCACCAGGGCCUAAACAGGAACUACUGGAUUUUUGGAUGGACUUCCUGGUAGAGGCUACCAAAAAGGAUGUAUCGUCCGUCCGCUUUCCUGUACUGAUUCUGGAGCCCACUAAAGUCUACCAGCCGUCUUACCUGUCAAUCAACAAUGAUGUGGAACAGAACACGCUCUCCAUUUGGCACGUGGCUCCUGAUGACAAAAAUAAAGGGAUCCAUGAGUGGAAUUUCAGUGCAGCGUCAGUGCGAGGCGUGAGCAUCUCCAAGUUCGAUGAACGCAGCUCUUUCCUCUAUGUAGUGAACAACUCCGAAGACUUCCAGAUCUACUUCUGCACAGAGAUGCACUGCAAAAGGUUCUGUGAGCUAGUGAACAGUCUGACUGAAGAAAGCUGGAAAGGUCCGGAUGAGGCAGACUGUGACUCUGAAACUUUAGAGUAUGACUAUGAAUACGAUGAGCACGGCGAGAGGGUGAUUCUGGGUAAAGGCACAUUCGGCAUCGUCUAUGCGGGUCGCGACCUCAGUAACCAGGUGCGACUGGCAAUCAAGGAGAUUCCCGAGCGGGACAGCAGGUACUCCCAGCCUCUGCAUGAGGAGAUUGCCCUACACAAGCAUCUGAAACAUAAAAACAUUGUGCAGUAUUUGGGCUCCAUCAGUGAAGGCGGCUUCAUCAAGAUUUUUAUGGAGCAGGUACCAGGAGGCAGUCUCUCAGCACUGCUGCGAUCCAAAUGGGGUCCACUGAAGAACAAUGAGCCAACCAUCGGCUUCUACACCAAACAGAUCCUGGAGGGACUCAAAUACUUGCAUGAUAACCAGAUCGCCCACAGAGACAUCAAGGGAGACAACGUUCUGAUAAACACCUACAGUGGAGUUCUGAAAAUCUCUGAUUUUGGCACGUCGAAGCGCCUGGCUGGAAUAAACCCCUGCACCGAGACCUUCACUGGAACAUUACAGUACAUGGCUCCUGAGAUCAUAGACAAAGGCCCUCGUGGUUACGGGAAACCAGCGGAUAUCUGGUCACUGGGAUGUACCAUUAUAGAAAUGGCCACAGGGAAACCACCUUUUUAUGAGCUGGGAGAACCACAGGCAGCCAUGUUUAAGGUGGGAAUGUUUAAGAUCCAUCCAGAAAUUCCAGACACCAUGUCGUCUGAGGCCAAGGCAUUCAUUCUGCGCUGUUUCGAGCCAGACCCGGACCUGCGCGCUGCAGCCAACGAGCUGCUCAUGCACGAGUUCCUCACUGUUACGUCUCGCAAGAAAAAAGCCAAGGGGAACAACUUCACAGCAUUGACCCCAGCAACUGAAUAUGUGCGUAGUAUCUCACUUCCUGUUCCGGUGGUAGUUGAGGACACGAGCAGCAGCAGUGAGUAUGGCUCGGUCUCUCCAGACAAUGAGCUGAGCGCCAACCCCUUCGUCUUCAAGCCCAGCAUCAAGUGCCUUAGUGAGAGAGAGGUCAAAGGGCAUCGCUCGCUCUUCCUCAGCAUCCCAGUGGAGCAGUUUGAGGACCACAGCGCCCCCCCGUCUCCGGAGGAGAAGGACCCGGGCUUCUUUAUGCUGAAAAAGGACAGUGAGCGCAGGGCCACGCUGCACCGCAUCCUCAUUGAGGACAGAGAUAAAAUAGUCACCAACCUGCAGGAAGGGCUCACGCAGGGUACAGAGGAGACCAAGCUAAAGCACGAGCACAUUUCCACUCUGGUGGCCAGUCUGGGGGAUUUUGUACGAAUGGCUGACCGGAAGAUCAUUGCCAAUACGCUAUCGCAGCUCAAACUGGAGCUGGACUUCGACAGCGUCGCUAUCAGCCAGCUGCAGGUGGUGCUGUUCGGCUUCCAGGACGCGAUGAACAAAGUGCUGCGGAAUCACAACAUCAAACCUCACUGGAUGUUUGCUCUCGAUAACAUCAUCCGGAAAGCCGUACAGACCGCCAUCACCAUCUUGGUUCCAGAGCUAAGGCCACACUUCAGUUUAGCAUCCGAAAGCGACCCUGCCGACCAGGAUGACGUUGACGAGGAUGCCAUCGCUCACGGAAGCCUCACCGACAAACACAGAAGCCCGACCAUUGCCAACCAUGAUGACACGGUGGCCACAUCUGGAGUGAGCACGCUCAGUUCAACCGUCUCGGAGUCUCAGAACGCGCAGCGCUCUGUCAGCAUGGAACUCGGCCGCGUGAAGCUCGAGACUAACAGGUUGUUAGAGGAGUUGGUGAAGAGGGAACGAGAGUAUCAGUGUAUCCUACGUCAGGUUUUGGAAGAGAGGGAGAGGGAGAUUAACCUACUGAAGAUUCGCUUUCAACCCAUCGAUGUUGCCACUCCCUCAGUGAGUGUGAGUUCAUUGGGAAACGAGUUCCCAAUUGGGAAAACUUCAUUGGGAAGUGAGGCUGACCCUGAGCUGCUCAAAUGGCUCAGGCUACAUGGAGCUGAUGCAGACUCUAUAGAAAGGAUUGUAGCGGAGGAAUACACUCUGGACGACAUCCUUCAUUGCGUCACAAGGGACGACCUGAAAAGUCUGAGAUUAAAGGGUGGAAUCCUGUGUAAGCUAUGGAAAGCUAUUACAGAAUAUCGAGAGAAACCCGGCUGAGAUGGCGGCUUUCUACCUGCUCUACUUUAUUCUGGUGUGUUUACAGACCAAAACCCUGAGAACUCCUGCUCCAGAAACCACUCGGAUACAUCACGACUAUGGCACAAGCUCUGGCCUGAUCUGUAGGAUAAAUUUGGUCAAGAUGCACAUUUUACUCGGCCCUUUAUGCAACAUCCAGUCUUGACUGUGACUUGCGUGAACGUGAUUUUGGGCGAGGCCUGAACCAUGGCUCAUGGCAUAGAUUUGCUCAUUGCAGCCAUGAUAUAAACGUUGAUACUGAUGCAAGUUUUAAUAUCGGCUUGCACCAGAACAUUUGGGGAUCUAUUCUGUUCACAUGUACAGUGUAUUGACUUGUUUCACUAUUUAAAAAACACAUUAGAAGGCUGUGGGUAGGACGAACGUCUACACUGGUGAGGCUAGUACAGGAGGUUGGAGUUCUUCAUGCAGGAAGAAUAUGAUUUUGUUUCUUUGCUUGUUCAUGUUUACAAAAAGAAACUGAGACUGAUUAUUGUCCUGAAAGACAGGCAGUAUCCGAGACUUUCCAGAGUUACCUUAUGCUAACUUGCGCUUGUAUUUUAAACAGUUAAGUAGGUUUUCAAUCUUAACACUAUAUUUCUACUAUUAUUAUUAUUAUUAUUAUUAUUAUUAUUAUUAUUGUCCAGUAAGACUUUCCACUUUUUUUUUCCAUUACAUUGCUUAGUGUAAGUGCUUGUUUUUGACAUGUGAUCUGCUUUUGUACUGGGUCCUGUAUUUUAACAUAAAAUGUGUUGCAUAUUUGAGUCAGCUGCCAUAAAUAUAUACCAUUUUCAUAAUGAAUCAUUUUUUAAAAUGCUUUAAAAUUGUACUGUAUUAAAUAUAGAUGUGACCAUGGAACAAAGUUUGAAGAUGUUUUACAAACCAGAUUUGUGUAACAUGUGAAGUGCAGGAUUUUUUUUUUUUUUUUUGGGUCAUAGCUUCUAUUUCUUAAUACAUACCUCCAACCAGUAUACAGUCUGUAAGAAUCAUGACUUUAUAAAGCUUUAGCCUGAUCAUAAUGCUUAGCUUGAAUAUGUUGACCAUUUUUCAUUGAAUACAGCUUUUUCCUAUGUUUGAUAUUUAAUGUAAUUUCCGUUUAUUUAAUCAUGAUUAAAUAAUGAGAUAAUUUGUGUAUUGUUGUAUGACAAUCCUAAGAAUUAACUGUGAAAUUAAAGUGGGACCUGAAAAUCAUGAGUAGGUGGGUUUUUAAAAAAAAAAAAAAAAAAGUUAUUAUUUUUAAAUAUUUGUAAUAA